CAGCUUGAAUGGAAGACAGAGAGACGAUAGCUUCACUCACUGCUGGCUUGGAUAACUGACCUGGGGUCUAGUCCUCUUUACAUUCUUUUGCUCUAUUCAUUCAUUACCAUUCUGACUACAUACGUUCUUUUUCGUACACUAUUCCAACCGAAUACAUUCGUUCCUUGCUUGACCUCUAAGCCAACAUCACAAUGUCUCGUCUUCUCACUUUCGCUGCCGGCCUGGCGCUGGCUGCUGCCCAACUCACCUCCUCCUCGCUCGAGAACCACGUCGAUACCCUCACCUUGGGUGCCUCUUUCAACCCCGUCAAGGAAGCUUACUGGACUGGUCUUCCCCACCAUCGCCGAACUCCCUUUGCCGUCUCUCCUGAUGGAAAGACUGCUUUCCUGGCUUACCUCGAUGCCAGUGGUACCGGUGUCCACAUCCAGGGUGUUGACCCCAAGACCUUUGCUGCUGUUGGAUCUCCUGUUACUGUCAAGAACGGCAAGGAGGCCGGUGGUCUCGUUGCCCACAACGAUGGUUUCGCUCUCCUGACCAACGAGGUUGUUUCUGGAGAGUCCAAGGAUCCUCUUCCUGUGAUCUACAAGUACACCAAUGGCAAGCAGGCUUUCCGAACUCUCCUUGGAGGCUCUGGCUUCUCAGGAAAUGCUCUGGCUUCUCCUGACAUCAACGGUGAUCUCGUCUUCUCCGAGAAGGCUGGCUACUAUGCCGCCUACAUCGUUGUCACCUCUUACAGUGGCGAUGCUUCCGGUCACUUUGGUGAUGCCAUCCGCUACAUCACCCCUGAGGGUAAGGUUGAGGAGAUCCAGGGCGCUUCUUCUUCAUGGGGCUGCUCCCAUAACACCGGUAUUGCCUUCGAAGCCGCCGACGAGCCCCCUUUCGCUUCACUUUGCUCCGAAGACCAGGGUGCUAUCUGGUUGAACACCGAGACUCAGGGCAUGAGCAACAACGGUGUCAAGGUCUCCAACGAGCACGUCAUCAACGGUGCUAGUAACGAGCCCAUGGGUGGAAUGAGUGGCUCUUACAGCUCUCUCGCUCGCUUCAUUGGUGCUGACUCUUACAUCUUCUCCUGGGUUUCUCGUGGUGCUAUCGAUCUUACUCUCAACGACUGGAUGGGUGAGGGCUACACUCACGCUGAGAACCGUACCAACAACCGCAACGUUGCCAUUGCUCUGUUCUCUGACAAGAAGACACUUAUUGGCGAGCAGGCUUCGUCCAAGGUUGGCGCCAAGGAUGGUGACAGCCAAGUCAACUGGGUGACUGAUGGUGCCAACGACUGCUCCAACGCUCACGUUGCUACCUUCGAUGCUUCCACUGCUCUUGUUACCUGGGAGGAGAUCUCCAACCCCGUCUGCGAGUUCGAGGCCAUGGGCUGCAAGGGCAAGUUUGCUGGUACCAAGUUCCAGGCUGUCGACAGCAAGGGCAAGAAGAUUGGCUCUGCCAUCACCUCUGAGGAUACCUACGUUGCUGGUGACAUGGUCACUAUGUCUGAUGGCCGUAUCUGCUGGCCCUAUGUCAACAUGGCUUGGUCUCUCAGUGGCCCUACCCAGGCUGCUGAUGUCAAGAAGAUCUCUUUCGCUUGUAUUUCCAACGGCAGUGGCUCUGGAUCCGGCUCUGGAUCUACUACCAAGGCUUCUACUGCUGUCGCUCAACCUGCUGCUACCAAGACUCCUAAUGCUGGUGCUGCUAAGCCUUCUACUGCCGAGGCUGCUGCUGGUGCUGAGGUUUCCUCUGCUGAGUCUGACGUCCCUGAGGGUGCGCCUCGUCCCUCUUUCGCUACAGUCCCUGACUCUGUGACUGAUGUUCUCUCUGCACCAACUGAGGUCACUUCGUCUGCUGCUGCUGCUGAGAAGCCUUCCUCAGUUGUCAUCAAGCCGUCUGCCCCCGCUGCCCCUGUGGAUGGUGACAACGAGCCUGCUACCACCGAGGCUCCUACCAAGGCCGCUCCUACCGCGUCCAAGCCCACCGACGGCGAGGACGAUUGUGAUGAGCAAGAGUCCGGUAACGCCCCUGUUGCUACCCAGGUCUCUACCGAGAUCGCUGCCCCUGUUGAGACUAUCCCCACCUCCGCCGAUGGUGAAGAUGACUGCAAUGAGGAAGCCUCCGGGAACUCCCCAGUUACCACUCAGGCACCCACCAAGGCUAACAAGUCUUCUGGCCGCCGCACUCGCACUCGAACCCGCACUCAUACUCGCCGCCCCAGCUCCCCCUUUUCCAAGAAGGAGUGUGUAGCUAAGACCGUUACCCAGACUGUCUAUGUUACUGCUACUGCUGCCCCUGGAUACUAGUGGCUGGUUCAAUUAUCAUUAGCAGUACAUGAAAUCGCAUGUGUGCCUGACAAUUAUUCGUUCUUGUAUAUAGUACUUUAUCUUUAACAGCCCGCGUGUCAUAU
This is a messenger RNA of Fusarium oxysporum Fo47, 2392 nucleotides long. RefSeq lists its product as uncharacterized. The transcript has a single exon. The coding region runs from base 192 to 2288 and encodes 698 amino acids. The record is from RefSeq and is a predicted model, not a curated record. NCBI's taxonomy places the organism in Eukaryota, Fungi, Ascomycota, Sordariomycetes, Hypocreales, Nectriaceae.